Messenger RNA from Symbiodinium natans, 1113 nucleotides. NCBI's taxonomy places the organism in Eukaryota, Dinophyceae, Suessiales, Symbiodiniaceae. The record is from the annotation of a GenBank genome assembly.
AUGGGGGUGGUCAUUGUGAGCAGAGUGCGGCGCUCAGCUUUAGAGUUAACUGCUUUUGGGGAGCAACGCGUGGCUUCUUCAAUAACUCCUAGGACUUUCUACAUACAGCUUUUGGCUCAAAGUGGCUGCCGCAAGAUGCAUCUGAGCCUUCGAGAGCCCAAAGAGGAGGCAACAGAGGUGUCCAUGGAAGAGGAGGUUGCGAAUGCAAAGUGGAACCUGAAUGCUAUACGAAGGACGCUCGUUGGGGACUCCCCCUUGUCUCCCUGCGUAACGGCCUUGCUGUUUGAUUUUAUGCUCUUCGGAAUGCUUGGAUUGGCGUGGGUAGUCACACUGGCGGCACAGCCCGCGUUUGUGUAUGACAACAACAUCACUCGAAUGUUCAAAUCUUACAAUGUUUGUAUUGGCUUUGACUCUUGGCCAGCGCGACCUGUUGCCGCUGCGGCCUACACCUUGUGCGUACCCGUAGUCUGCCUGACUGCCGCGCUGCAUGCGUUCAAGGCGCACCAUGACGACGGUGGGCUCAAAUUCCUCAGGAAAGCAUGCCUGCUAGCUGGGGCAGGCCUUGGCAAUGCAGCGCUGACCAUAGCCCUUGCUGUGCCACCGGACGACUACGUCAAAUGUAUGAUACACACACUGGGCUUUGCUUUUACUUUGUUUGGACAAGGCGUCUUCAAGAUUGGCCUUAUUGCCGAGUACUGGCUUCUCUGCAAAAAGCAUUGGGAUGCAGGACUCUGGAAUCGAGUUUAUUUCGUUACCUUGGUAUCACACGUAUGUGUGCUUGUGAUGGCGGUGGGCUUCCUGCUCUAUUUGCUGCAGCUGAAAGACUAUCACCCCAUCAUUGCGAACAUACAAGGUGAUCGGAUACCUGCCGUGUCACAUGGAGGGGUCAUGGUGGUUGGUACUUGGGAAGGUUCUUUUCCUUUGACGUGGCCAGUCGCGCAUCUCGUUGAGCCUGAUGGAUCAAAAGUACCCAUCACGGCCGAUGGAACCGGGAACUUCCUUAUGUGUGUCACCUUCAUGGCUCCGAUCAUCGAGGUCCUGACCGUUCCACGCAAGCUACUGGCUCCAGGAGCCAGCAUUGCAUAUGUCCCUGUCCGACACCUCGACGUCUGA